This is a messenger RNA of Zymoseptoria tritici IPO323, 954 nucleotides long. RefSeq lists its product as uncharacterized. Gene Ontology annotation, molecular function: GTPase activity; GTP binding. The transcript has 3 exons. The record is from RefSeq and is a predicted model, not a curated record. Gene Ontology annotation, cellular component: nucleus; Gtr1-Gtr2 GTPase complex; fungal-type vacuole membrane. Bases 1 to 954 code for a protein of 317 amino acids. Gene Ontology annotation, biological process: regulation of autophagy; cellular response to starvation; cellular response to amino acid stimulus. NCBI's taxonomy places the organism in Eukaryota, Fungi, Ascomycota, Dothideomycetes, Mycosphaerellales, Mycosphaerellaceae.
AUGUUACGAUAUACUGACAACCAUCACAGAAGCGGCAAAUCAUCCAUCCAAAAAGUCAUCUUUGAAAAGUACUCUCCAGCAGAAACCCUCUACCUCGAACCGACCACCAAAAUCGAGACCGCAACGAUGGACUCCUUCAUGACCUUUGAAGCCCUCGAACUCCCCUCCACAACCCUCACCGCCCCGCUCUCCACCCACGACUCCCUCUUCGCCACCGCCGGCUCCCUAAUAUGGGUCCUCGACAUGCAAGACGAGUACUUUGCCUCCAUCUCCCUCCUCAUCCAAACAGCGGUACACCUCCUCCAAUACCACCCCCGAAUCAACUUUGAAGUCUUCAUCCACAAAACCGACGGCUUGUCCGAAGAGUACAAAUACGACACCUUCCGAGACGUACGGCAACGUGUGACGGACGAACUGGCGGAUGCCGGGUACGGCGAUCGGGGGAUAGCGUUCUACCAAACAUCGAUCUUCGACCACUCCGUCUACGAAGCGAUGUCCAAAGUCGUCCAGAAACUCGUCCCUCAACUCCCGGCGAUGGAAGCUCUUCUCAACAAACUCUGCUCCGCGUGUCGCAUUCAAAAAGCCUACCUCUUCGACACCGUGAGCAAGAUCUACCUCGCCACGGACGCGAGUCCGACGUUCCUGAAGGACUAUGAAGCGUGUGCGGACUAUGUGGAUGUCGUGGUGGACGUGAAGCAAAUCUAUGGGUGGAGGACAGGCGGGAAAGGUAAGAGUGGGCAAGGAGAAGAGAAAGAGGUGGAAAGCGGGAGUGUAGGCGAGAGUCUGAUCACGUACGACGGGAGUGGGAAUACGUAUGUUUAUGCGAGGGAGGUGAAUGAGUAUCUCUCCCUCAUCUGUGUGAUGGGACAAGGCAGCACGGCGGACAAGAGGGUGCUGAUCGAUUAUAAUGCGAGUAUACUGCAUGUGGCGUUGGUGAAGAUGUUUAAGUUGUAG